Dovyalis caffra is the source of this 1269-nucleotide messenger RNA. The record is from the annotation of a GenBank genome assembly. Lineage: Eukaryota; Viridiplantae; Streptophyta; Magnoliopsida; Malpighiales; Salicaceae.
AUGGCUAUCAUCACUACCAUAUGCUCAUCAUCUGCAACCAUAUUCUCAACCAGCCCAUCUAUCAAGUAUACCCUAUCUCACCAAUCACCAACCUCUUCUCCUCCCUCCUUUAAGCUUGGUGUAACUUCAAUCUCCAACGAACCAGUACUUGACAUUGUAAAAGCAACUGAGAAUGUGGCAUUGAGUUCUUGGACGACUGGAGGAGAGGUGUUGUUUGAUGGAGAAAGCGACAAUGGUGGUUUAAAAGCGAGGAGGAAGAGGAGGAGGAAAAGAAGAAAAGGGUUUGUUCAGUCUUCGGUGGUAGAUGAUGGGGAGAGGGAUGUUGGUCAUGAAUACAAGAGAGUAAUGUUUGAGUCUGUGAAGAAAGGGUAUUUGAGCCCAAAAGAGGAAGCAGAGUUUUCGAUGUGCCUCAAGCACGAAGCAAGAAUAGAAGCAGCAAGAAGAAGAAUUGGAGAAGCUCAAGAGCUUGAUCCAACCUCAAUGCAGUUGGCCAAGGCCUUACAGAUGGAAAAGACUAGUUUAGAUAAGAUAUUGUGUAAAGGAAGGGAAUCACGAGAGAGGAUAACUCACAGCUACCGCAGGCUUGUUGUCUCUAUUGCCACAAGUUAUCAAGACAAAGGAUUGAGCCUUCAAGACCUUAUUCAGGAAGGGAGCAUUGGCCUUAUUCGAGGGGCAGAGAGAUUUGAUCCACAGAGAGGAUAUAAGCUAUCAACAUAUGUUUACUGGUGGAUUAAAGAAGCCAUCCUUACAGCGAUAUCAAACAAGUCUAGAAUGGUUAGAUUACCGAGAAGAUGGUGGAUGCUGGUGGCAAAAAUUGCAGAAGCUAACAAUGAUUUGAGUAACAAAUUAAGGCGGUCAGCAUCCUAUGAUGAGAUUGCCAAAGUGCUCAAUAUGAAAGUUUCUACAGUGAGGCUUGGUUUUGAGAGGAGUAGAUCCCCCAUUUCAUUGGAUCAAGCAGUAUUGGGUCAAAAUCGAAUGACACUCCAGGAGAUCAUACCAGGCCCGGAUGAAACAAUACCAGAAAACAUGGUUAAAAAACAGUUGUUGAAGCAAGAGUUAGAGUAUCUAUUUCAGAUAGUGCUUACAGAAAGAGAAGCACAUAUAUUGAGAUUACACUUUGGAAUUAAUGGACAGACCCCGCAGUCCUGUGAGGAAAUAGGGAGACUAGUUAAGUUGUCAAGGGAGAGGAUCCGACAGAUCAUAUCCAUUGCAUUAUCAAAAUUAAGACAUAAAAGAAUAGUGGAACUUUUGAAGGCAUAUGCUGUAUAG